Molecule: messenger RNA, 1677 nt
Organism: Hydatigera taeniaeformis
Lineage: Eukaryota; Metazoa; Platyhelminthes; Cestoda; Cyclophyllidea; Taeniidae
Source: the annotation of a GenBank genome assembly
AUGAAAUUCUAUUUCGGUCUCCUCUUUCUGCAAAUCCUCAUCUCUUCAGGUGGUACGGAGAAUGUUGAAGGUGUGAGAUGUGAGGUGUCGCCGGCUGCAGGAAACAGUUCCAAAUUAACAGCGGAAUGUUGGAUUCAGCCAGAGGCUAAGGUCAUCCCUUGCAUUACCACUUGGGACACUUUGCACUUGGAAAUUAUGGGCGACCGAGACGCAAAAGAGGUAGUACUAAAUCCUUCUCUCUUCUCCCAUUGUGGCCAUAUAAGUGUCCUCGCGAUCUGGGAUGGUGGUCCAUUAGCACGACUUCAGCGUGACAUCUUUCAACCCCUCUAUAACCUGGAACGUCUUGUAAUCCGCUCCGAGAAAUUGCAAUUCAUUGAUCGAAACUUCCUGAUUUUCUUGCCACACCUUCAACUACUCUCAAUCACGGAUAGUAAGAUGUUGAAGCGUCUGGGGCAGAACAUUUUGGAGCCCCUUCCAAGUGCGUUAACUACACUUGAUCUCAGCAAUAACCAGCUUGUAGAUAUACGUCAACUAGGCACCUUUGGAAGUUAUGUCUUGCGUAAUCUCUACCUCCAAAAUAACAAAAUUUCCAGACUCUACAGAGACAGUCUAUUCGGGCUGUCAGAACUGAGACUUCUUCGACUCUCCGGCAAUCAGUUGUCAGGAGCCCUGGAAACUGCACUUGGAAUAAAGUCGCUGGAUGCCGAAUCGCCACUAGUUUCGGUACCAAAGCUUGAGAUUCUUGAUUUGGCAAACAAUUAUCUUACAGAAAUAACUGGUUGUAAAUGGACCGGUGGGUGUGGAGAGAACACGGUCUUGACUAAACUUCGUGUCCUUAAUCUCGCAAAAAAUCGUCUAACUUGGAUUGAUCCCACAGCUUUCCAGGGUCUUUGCUCCCUCACAGAACUUCGAUUAGAAGGAAACAACAAUCUUUUCCAAGCUGGAAGCCUUCCUUUAGUCCUCUUUUCUUUGACUAAGUCGACUCAUCCUAACUUAAAACAUCUCGCGAUUCCACAAGAGGUAUCCAGCAACGAAGUCAUCGAAAUGUGUUCAAAUGAUCCUUUGCUAGGAAGCCGAAUUAUACUUCGCGUAAUGGAACAUUUAAGAAAGAACUUUUGUGAGGAGACAUCACCAUUACCGCUUUCGUUGGAGACGACAGCAGCCCCAGUCAUGAAUACCACGCUCCAGAUUCCAGAUAUUCCAGCCAAUGAAGGUCCCAUUUUCACUUUCAUCCGACGAACACAUCGAUGGGUGCUAACCAGCAUCGCUAUAGGCCUCUUAUUAACCGGUGUUCUCAUCUCUGCCCUAAUAUUUGUCUGCCUUCACUUCGGUCUUCACUUGAACUCCCCAAAGGAGCAAGAGACCCCCAAGGCGCCAGAUAAACCUGCUAUUGUCUACGCACCUUCGAGAAUGUCACUGCAGCACGUGUACACCCAAGACGGAUGUUAUCCUACCUACUUGCCUCUGAUCCAACCCCAGAUGGGGGGGAAGAGGCUGAGCCGACUUGACAUGACUGGAACGCCCCUAAGGCGAAAUAUGGACUUGGCUAGGCGGAGGAAUGCCUCAAACUCAGUUUAUAGCCUCCUCUCUGCUCCGCCAAAUGUGACUGCGGCUUUGGCGGCCUCUUCCAUUAACUUGGUUAAUGCACAGCCUGGAACAAAACAUGCAGUUGUGUGA